Betta splendens (Siamese fighting fish) is the source of this 812-nucleotide messenger RNA. RefSeq names its product histone H2A.Z. Bases 154 to 540 code for a protein of 128 amino acids. Gene Ontology annotation, cellular component: nucleosome. Gene Ontology annotation, molecular function: structural constituent of chromatin; protein heterodimerization activity; DNA binding. Lineage: Eukaryota; Metazoa; Chordata; Actinopteri; Anabantiformes; Osphronemidae. The transcript is spliced from 5 exons. The record is from RefSeq and is a predicted model, not a curated record.
UUGGUGCGCAACAUCACGGUACCCGGAUAAAGGUUGACUAUAAAUACAGGACAAUUGUAGGCGGGUGUUGUAGUUCAAACCGACAGUCGGUGCUGGGCGCUAAGCUACUUGUGUUUGUGCCGCAGCGUCGGAACGAAUUUUUGCAUUUUGAACAUGGCUGGCGGCAAAGCGGGUAAAGACUCUGGGAAAACCAAGACGAAGGCUAUUUCGCGCUCACAGAGAGCAGGACUGCAGUUCCCAGUGGGUCGUAUCCACAGACACCUCAAAUCCAGGACCACCAGCCACGGCAGAGUGGGCGCCACCGCAGCGGUCUACAGCGCGGCUAUUCUCGAGUAUCUCACCGCCGAGGUUCUGGAGUUGGCAGGAAAUGCAUCAAAGGAUCUUAAAGUGAAGCGUAUUACCCCACGCCACUUGCAGCUGGCCAUCAGAGGAGACGAAGAGCUGGAUUCACUCAUCAAGGCCACUAUUGCUGGUGGAGGUGUGAUCCCUCACAUCCACAAGUCUCUGAUUGGAAAGAAGGGCCAGCAGAAGACUGUAUAACCUGAAGUGCUCUGGAUAUUGUGCCAUCUCAGGACGAAGUCUACAUAAAGUGGUUAAUGUCUUAGAUUAGAACACCAUUAGUGUUUUUAUGGUUGAGCUUGCAUUUACUCACCUGGGGUAUUUUUAAAAGUGGCUUCAAAGAAGCUCUUUUUGUGUUUUUGUUUUCUUUUUUUUUUUUUUUUUGCUUUGUUCCUGGUUUCUGCAGUCUGUGUUCUAAUUUGCUUAUGUGGCAUUCCCAUGUUGUAGUGUUUUAAUAAAGCUCUUGCUGAGCA